This is a messenger RNA of Hibiscus syriacus, 714 nucleotides long. RefSeq lists its product as uncharacterized. NCBI's taxonomy places the organism in Eukaryota, Viridiplantae, Streptophyta, Magnoliopsida, Malvales, Malvaceae. The record is from RefSeq and is a predicted model, not a curated record. The transcript is spliced from 2 exons. The coding region runs from base 51 to 614 and encodes 187 amino acids.
UUUCUGUUCUUCGCCGUUCAGUGAUUUUUCAUUUUUGUUUGCUCGUUUUCAUGGAUGAGUGUAUCAGUAAGAAGCGAGUUAGAGAUGACUUGAACGAGUGGGAUCUGGAUUCGCCCGAGAUGAAGAGACUCAGGGAUGAUUUCUUAGAUUUUCUUGACGAGUCGGAAUCUUUACCCGUUAAUCAAGACCUUGCAUCGGUAAUGAAGAGUUUGGAAGAGGAGAUAUCUGCUGCGCCGUCUACUUCGACGGAAUCGGUGCCGGUUGUUGACCUGACUUCUGAUUACGGUGCGUCGCAGGCGGAUCUCGGUUACCUUCUCGGUGCUUCCGACGACGAGCUUGGACUGCCUCCUCCUACCGCUUCAACAACCGGCGGUGAAGAAAGGUCCGAAGUUACUGAUCUGGCGCCAGUCGAGUCACACUCGUCUGGAAUCGUUGAUUUGUGGGGGUUUGAGGUGCAGAACCCGGGCUACGAUUCCUUCGAGUCUGGAUUCUUUGAUAAUUACGAUGUUGAACAUGUUUCUUAUGAUGGAUUGUUCGAGUACGCCGAUGUUUAUUACGGCUCCUCCGAUAUUUCCGGCUAUUUAUGGCGGCCGGAAACUCUGUCAGCGGAGUAGAACUCCUGAACAUAAAUCUAAAAAAAAUCAAGCGAAGCGAAAUACAAAGCGUAGCCGAAAUGUAAAUUGUUUUUGCCCGUCAUAGAAUUUUUUAAUUAAA